This is a messenger RNA of Cynara cardunculus var. scolymus (artichoke), 1251 nucleotides long. Its product is annotated as dof zinc finger protein DOF3.7-like. The coding region runs from base 43 to 1071 and encodes 342 amino acids. Gene Ontology annotation, biological process: regulation of DNA-templated transcription. The transcript has a single exon. NCBI's taxonomy places the organism in Eukaryota, Viridiplantae, Streptophyta, Magnoliopsida, Asterales, Asteraceae. Gene Ontology annotation, molecular function: DNA binding; DNA-binding transcription factor activity. The record is from RefSeq and is a predicted model, not a curated record.
UUUCUUUCUUUUACUUCCAUCUUCAAAUCAAGAAAGUGAAAGAUGAUCCAAGAGCUGUUUGGUGGAGGUGCUGCUGGGCUUCUAAAUCGAGACCGAAAUCUUCCCAUUUCUGGAGUCUUUGAAGCUUCACCUUCUCCUUCACCAUCUUCUUCCACCACCAAUGGCAACACCACCACCAACGCAGCCACCAAUAACGCCACCACAGUCGGCAACAACGCGCCCACCACCUCCGACAACCAGAAGUUGAGAUGCCCACGAUGCGAUUCCUCCAACACAAAGUUUUGUUACUACAACAACUACAACCUCACCCAGCCGCGCCAUUUCUGCAAGACUUGCCGACGUUACUGGACUAAAGGCGGGGCCCUCCGCAACGUCCCAAUUGGCGGCGGAUGCCGGAAAAACAAAGGCACCACCAUAGCAGCCGCCGUAGGGAAGCCAAUCUCCGCCACCGGGAAACUGAAAGCAGUCGUCUCAUCUGAGCUUGGAAGGUCGGGUUUCAUCAACGGUUUCGACCAGGAAUUCACUCCGAACCCGAUUCUAUGGUCCGGUCCACCGCAAACCUCUCAUCUUCUUUCAUUACUCAGAGCCACCCAAAACCCUAACCCUAAUUUUGCAUCAAAUUCAGUUACCCACAUGAAAGAUCAAAGCUUUAUGGUUGGAUCAAACAUGUCUAACCUAGGGUUCGAACCCCUAGGUCAAGCAUCAUCAUUAGGUCUAUGCAGCUCUUUGUGGAGAAACAAUCAACUGAAUCAUCAACAAGCUCAACAAAACCACCAUGAUCAACAAGGGGUCAUGGCCACUGGUCAUGAAGUUCAAAACAUAGAAAACAAUCCUUCUGGUCAUCAACGGUAUCAACGGCUAAGAUCAUCAUCUCCAGCAAACUAUUACCAUCAUGAUCAUCAACCAACACCUUUGAUCUUGGGUGGCAAUGUGAUCACCAACACUUCAUCUUCAACAACCACUUCAACCAUCUUGGAUUCUGCUCCAGUUCUUGCAAGUGGUGAGAUGGGGUUCUGGAACCAAAACCUUCCAUGGUCUGAUCUACCCGCAGCCAACGGUGCAUACCCUUAAAUCAAGAAAUCUUAUUUAUAUAUAUAUAUUUUUUGUUUUGUUAAUUCAUAGUUAAUUAAGAUCAAGUUAGCUAGGGUUUGUGGUUACUUCAAUUUGUGGUGAUUUGGGGUGUGGUAUAUGAAUAUGGUUUGUUAUCUAAUAUGAUAUAUGUAUGUGUGCUUUAAUUAAGGAGUGUUUGAU